AUGCUGAAAACAAGCAAACCAACAAACAGGGCUGUGAAUGAGUGGUUGAAAAAUCUGGAAGAUUUGGCUUAUGAUCUGGAUGACUUAGUGGAUGAGUUGAACACUGAAGCUUCCCUACACAAAAUAAGGGAAAAUCAUGAAGCCAACAGGCCAAGCACAAGUAUGGUACAGAAGCUUAUUCCCUCUUGUUGUAUUAAUUUAUCUUUCCAUGAUUUUAUGUCUGAACGUGGGAUGGCUUCCAAGUUGAAAGAAAUUAGUGGUCGAUUGGAAGAUUUAUUCAAACAGAUUAGUAUACUCAGUUUGGUCGAGAAUGUGAGGGGAAGGCCUUACAGAACGACAGAAAGAUUGGAUCUGACUUCAGUUGUUGAAGAAUCUGAA
Messenger RNA from Olea europaea var. sylvestris, 378 nucleotides. RefSeq lists its product as uncharacterized. The annotation marks the transcript as partial. The record is from RefSeq and is a predicted model, not a curated record. The transcript has a single exon. Lineage: Eukaryota; Viridiplantae; Streptophyta; Magnoliopsida; Lamiales; Oleaceae.